This is a messenger RNA of Geodia barretti, 1074 nucleotides long. NCBI's taxonomy places the organism in Eukaryota, Metazoa, Porifera, Demospongiae, Tetractinellida, Geodiidae. The record is from the annotation of a GenBank genome assembly.
GUGCAGCGGAGGAGUUGCGCAAUGCUAAAAAUCGUCUUAGUGACAGCCCUAGUUUGGGUCUGUGGUAAAUCAGUUAUCAUCAACAACAAAACUGGACAUGAUGUUCCUCAAUGUCUCCAGCAAAACAGCUCUUCUCCAUGUAAAACCCUCGGCUAUGUGUUUUCUAAUGUGUCUCUUCUCAAUAACAGUGAAAUUGUCUUGUUUGGAAAUCAUUUGCUGCACCAGACUUUGACAGUAUCUCAUGUGGAAGGUCUCACAAUACAAAGUGGUGGAGAAACUGCUUCCAUCAUCAAAUGUGUCAAUUUUACCAAUGGAGGAUCUGGGCUGGUAAUAAGGUUUGCCCUGAGAGUGAAAAUUUUCAAUAUCAAACUAGAAGGUUGUGGAACAAGUCAGUUAAUAAACAAUGUACAGUAUCAUUCUGCUGUCACCAUCAUCAGUAGUGCUAAUGUUCAGAUCAGUAAAACAAGCUUUCACCAAAGUAUUGGGAGAGGUCUAACAAUGCAUGAUGUACGUGGCCAGGUAGAAGUAAUAAACAGUUCUUUUAUUGGUAAUACAGUCAGGGACACACUCAAUGAUCAAUCAGUACACAGUGGAGGAGGUGGUCUGUACAUUAAAAUCACACCUUCUCCUGGCGAUAUGUCAAGCUGUACUCCUGGACCUGAAACUCUCAACGACAAGGGUACAAUGUAUUUCAUCAUGAACUGUGUGUUUCAAGGUAACACAGCAAUAAAUGCAGAAGGCACAGAAGAGAGUCACAUUGGGUUUAGAGGCCUAACAGAUAAUGAAAACGGUUAUGGAAAAGGUGGUGGAAUUUAUAUAAACAUGGAAGGCUCAGCGUUCUUAAUAGUACAAGAUUGUACAUUCUACAACAACUCAGCUCUCUUGGGAGGAGGAAUUUUUGCCAUCUUCCAGGACUCAACCAACUCCCUCUAUGUCAACAUGUGUACAUUUGAAAAUAACACAGCGCCACUAGGAAGUGGUGGGGCUGUUCAGUUAUAUUAUGAUGUGGCAGAUCCAGGAAAACACAACUUUGUUUUGUUGGACCAUGUUCAAUUCAUCAAAAACUCUGCUGGU